CAGACCUCAGGUGAUGUGACCCCUGUUCUCAUGAAUCCUCUCUUGCAGUCACACUCCAUUUCUCUGUCAGAAGGAAUAUGCCGUACCAUAACAGACAUGAAUGCAGAUCACGUGACAGUCACACAGGAAACUUUAGUGGAGCAGCUAGUGAAAAAUUAUCCAGGCAUUGCAGUUCCCUCCCAUAAUAUCUUAUAUAAUAUCCUUGGCACUCUAAUUAAAGAAAGGAAAAUCUAUCACACGGGAGAAGGAUACUUCAUUGUGACUCCCAACACGUACUUUAUCACAAGUGAUGCCUCAGAAGACAACAGAAGGGUCCUGUUGCAGGACAGUUGCUGCUGUUCAUCACCUUCCAUCACUUACCUUGUAAACAUUGAGCGCUGUGCAAACUUAGCAAAAGAAAACAUUCCUACGGUAUCCCAUUACAGAUCCUGCCAUUGUUUCCCUGACCAGAAUAUACUCUGUGAACAAAGACAUCCGCAGCUAAUGCACCAUGAACCUAAUGCAGGAGGUAAGAAAGGCUGCAGUGAAUUGAAGCCUUCAAUUCAAUCUCAAGGGAUCUCCACAACUGCUGAAAACCAUUCCUGGGACACCAUCAAAUCCUUGACGUUUGUGAAAGAGAAACUGAAAUGCAAGAGGUUUGGCCUUGGCCUUUUCUGGAGAAGUGCUUCUAAAAAAGAAAAAUGUAAGAAGGAGUACUCCACUUUUUCAGCCCAGUUUCCUCCCAAGGAGUGGCCAGUCAGGGAUGAGGAUGACUUAGAUAAUAUUCCACGUGAUAUUGAACAUGAAAUCAUCAAGCGUAUUAACCCUACUCUCACAGUUGAUAAUUUGAUUAAGCACACAAUAUUAAUGCAGAAGUUUGAGGAGCAGAAAAAAUAUACUAUUAAGGGUACCUCUGCUGAAGUGUCAACAGUCAGGCAAAACCAUCUUUCAAAGGAUUGUGUUCAAAAGAUACAAAGUAGAACAGCAAAACACACCAGGAAAACCAAAUCAAACAAAGAGAGGAAGAUUAGCAGAAGCAACAGGAAAUCUCAUGUACAUCAGCUAACAUCCCAAAACGAGAAACUGGAAGAGAACCUUUCAUUGCCUAUCAGAAACCAACAGCCGUCUGAUGUAGCAGUGGAAUCUCACGUCAUCUAUAAAAAACAAAUUAAGAACCCUUUUCAGGGUCUGCCAUGGAGACGCAGCUUAUAUGUGAAAGGAUACAAAGGUGCUGUUAGCAGUCAGCUGAAGUCCAGGACUCGAAAGCAAGAAAGGGCUUUACAAAUGCCAUGGUCCUUGGACUCCUCAAAAACCUUCGACUAUGAAACUGAACUGCUGGCUACUGAAAUGCAGGCUGACAAAGCUAAGCAGAACAAACUACUCCAUGCUAAUAGGUCUUCUUUCCAACUAAAGAAACGUAGUUUAAGUGAAAACUUCAGUUAUCCACAUGGCAGUACUUUGCAAACAGACAAUAAAUGCAAAUACCAUCUGGAGAGUAAUAUUUCUGAAGAAAGCAUCUACAGAAGAACAGUCAAAAUAAAUCCUGGAGAUAUUAAAAAAGCCCCUCACUCGUGCACUGGAGAUAAUGGUGUGUGCGAAGAAAAUGCAAAAUUUUCAUUAGAUCUGAAAGAUGAGUAUUGCAGGUGCAGAGCUGACACUGUAUGUGAGUUAUCAGAUCAAACAGCAAAUGAAUUUCAAAAUGUCCGUCUUUCAAAUUACACAGCCAAUGUUAACCUGGCAAAAAGAUUUGGUGUGAAAUACAGACAAAAGACUGAUCAAAAGAGUGAACAUAUAUUUAAAUAUGACUGUGCCAGCCAUCCUGGAUCAAUGAAGCUGGAAAGUGAAGGAUUUACUGAGAACUGCCAUCUUCUGUACCAAAAAGCACAUGAUGGUGACACCUGUAGCUCAUUACAUCUGGAUGACAGUUUUGAAGGCAGUGAACCACCACACCUGCCUCCUGGCCACACUUUUUCAGAUUCAAGAGACUGGAGUAAAGGUGUGCAAAAGCUGGGGACAACUAUGGCCCUAAAAAUCUGUAAGGUUAAUACUUAUCCCACCCAGUACGACACAACUAUAAAUAAAUGUAACCCUGGGGAGCAUGGAUAUAAGGAAAGUGAUAGUUCUGCAGAAACAACAGAUGGCUCAAAAGAGCAUCCAAAACCAGAUUUUACAGAAGAAAGUCGUUUGUGCAGUCAGGUUCUCCCGAUAGUGCACAGAAAGGAAGAAGAAACUGGCCUUACUGAAUGCACAAAGGCUUCAGCUGUAGCAGAUUUCUGCCACACUAAUGAGGCUGACUCAGAUGCUGACACUUUGCAGAACUCCACCUAUGAGACAGUGGCACGCUGUGCUUUGGGCUCACAAACCAAAGAAAGAAGAAACCCUCUGGGAAAAAAAGAUUUGUCUUUUAAGGAUGCAUGUACUGUGUUAUCAGGACAAAAACACUCAGAAGGGACAGAAAACCACAGCAUUACAGGAGACAGUGGAAUUGACUCCCCAAGAUGGACUGAAAAGAAGAUGGAGCUUCCUGCCAAAUUCUGA
Molecule: messenger RNA, 2517 nt
Organism: Antrostomus carolinensis (chuck-will's-widow)
Lineage: Eukaryota; Metazoa; Chordata; Aves; Caprimulgiformes; Caprimulgidae
Gene: STOX1
Product: storkhead box 1
Exons: 4
Coding region: 31-2517 (828 amino acids)
Biological process (GO): regulation of transcription by RNA polymerase II
Cellular component (GO): cytoplasm; nucleus
Molecular function (GO): RNA polymerase II transcription regulatory region sequence-specific DNA binding
Source: RefSeq, a predicted model, not a curated record